Oncorhynchus nerka (sockeye salmon) is the source of this 4862-nucleotide messenger RNA. It is a transcript of the gene tp53bp2b, whose product is annotated as tumor protein p53 binding protein, 2b. Gene Ontology annotation, cellular component: nucleus. The record is from RefSeq and is a predicted model, not a curated record. Gene Ontology annotation, biological process: regulation of apoptotic process; signal transduction. Gene Ontology annotation, molecular function: p53 binding. The transcript has 18 exons. The coding region runs from base 539 to 3802 and encodes 1087 amino acids. Lineage: Eukaryota; Metazoa; Chordata; Actinopteri; Salmoniformes; Salmonidae.
CGCAGCACUAUUAUAUUCGCAGAUCGCGUCACUCGAGUUUGGGUUGGGUUGCAGUCGUUUGUUAAUUCAAUUGAUAGCUUUCCUAGUGGGCAAAUGCCCGUAAAGAUACACAUUCGUCUAAAAAUGUUAGUCUUUAAUAGAUAGAUUAAAUAUGGAUUGAAAAUUGGAUUUAACAUUGGACUAUUUCUGCCGUUCUAUUAUUCACGGCUGCACAUUUGUACAAAACCUUUGUUGGGCCAAAUGGCCAUUUCGAUCAGGUGGCCACCGGACUAAUCCUGAGAAAUUAUUUCAAGGGAUAGAUAGAUCGUUGUCAUUGAGAAGGGCAUUGUUACAAUACCACUGCAACAGGUCUCCAGUAAAGACGACAUCAAUAAUUGUGUAACAGGAGAAUGUAAAUUAGAGAGGCACUCGUGCGUAUAAUACACGGGGGCGACAGAAAAAAGGAAUAAACUUGAUCUGAUGUCACUGCUCUGUUGGGUUAUCGAAUACGUGAAGGAUUUGAUAUCCUCGAAUCGAAGAUAGCAAUAGCCAACGUUGCAUGCGAUACGGAGCCAAUAUGAUGCCGAUGUUCCUCACCGUGUACCUCAGCAACAACGACCAGCAUUUCACAGAGGUGCCCGUUACCCCGGAAACCCUGUGUCGUGAUGUGGUGGAGCUGUGCAAGGAGCCCGGGGAGGGAGAAUGCUACCUAGCUGAAAUGUGGCGAGGUUCAGAACGCGCCAUUAGUGACGGAGAGCGAAUGCUGGACGUGCUCCAGCAUUGGGGACAGCAGAGGGGGGAGGUUCGCUUCCUCCUGCGCCACGAACGGGCACCCUGCAGAGAGUCGGGUGGAUCAAGGGUUUCCGAUCACUCAGCCAAAAGGAACAUGGUCAUGGUCCCUGUGGACCGAUGCAUGGAAAAUGGGGUGGCACCGCCUCGCAUGGACAUCACCCUCUCGGAGCUGCAGGAGAUGGCGUCACGGCAACAGCAGCAGAUCAAUUCGCAGCAGCAGCUCCUGGCCUCAAAGGAGCAGCGUCUGCGCUACCUGAGGCUGCAAGAGCAGCGGCAGCAGCAGGCGUCAGAGCAGGAGAGACUACGUCAGCUUCGUGAGAACGCUGAGAACCAGGAGACCAAGCUGCGGCGGGUGCGGGCCCUCAAGGGUCAAGUGGAGCAGAAACGCCAAAGCAACAGCAAACUGGUGGAGGAGAUAGAGCAGAUGAACGGGCUGUUUCAGAGUAAGCAGCGCGAGCUCCUGGUGGCCGUCUCCAGAGUGGAGGAGCUGAGCAGGCAGCUGGAGACAGUGAAAAGCGUCAAGGUGGAGUCUUCUCAUGACGGCCCGAGCUCCGCCGGCGAGCUGGAACGUCUUUACAAGGAGCUGCAGCUGAGGAAUAAACUGAACCAGGACCAGAGUGCCAAGCUGCAACAGCAGCGUGAGAGCCUGAGCAAGCGCAACCUGGAGGUGGCCACCAUGGACAAGCGAGUGGCCGAACUCCGCGAACGCCUGUGGAAGAAGAAGGCAGCGCUACAGCAGAAGGAGAACCUGCCCUGUUACCCAAACAUUCUCCAGGUCCCCACAAAGAGCCAGGCCCUGCAGCCGUGUGGCCCCUCCAGGGUGGCGGCCGUGGGCCCUUACAUCCUGUCCUCCACCGCGGCCCCAGGGCCUCCGGUGCCCAGCCGACAGGAGCUCCUGAUCAAGCCUGCCUACCCCGACGGCACGACCACCUUACCAAUGCCAGACUCCUCCAUGAAGGCCCCUCCUAGACCGCUUAAACCCUACUCAGGUUUCCAGUCAUCCAAGAUGUCCAAGCUGUCCGACUGGUCCAGCUCCAGUGCGGAGUCCAGUGGCAGUCAUCAUGGCAUGUCCUCUACUCUGCCUCGCAUGUCCAGCCUCUCCUCACAGGGCUCAGGAGAUGCCGAGACCCUCAAGGACCAAAAGGGGCGUCACAUUUCUAUGUUUGAAGCCCCGCCUCCCGUCCCCUCACGGAACAAUCAGAGCAGCGAGGACCUCUUGAGGGAUGCCCAGGCUGGUGGUAAGGCUCUGGGCAAGGUGCCACCUCCUAUCCCUACCAAGCCCCCGACCUUCGGCAAACCGCCCUACAGCACGGGCACCUUCCCGGGCAAGGCAAAACCGUCCGCCUCCCUCCAUCUGUGUGCACCUCCUCCCAUCCCCAUCCACAGCCACACCCUGCCUCUGCCCCCCAAGCAGGAGGCUCCUCCAGCGGCCACGGUGCGCCCCUUCACCCCCGAUCCUCCAGAGUCCACAGUGGCUGUGCCUGUCCUCCAGAAGCCACAGACUGUGGCGGCCUCCUCCAUCUACUCCAUGUACACCCAACAGCCCAGGACAGGCGGGGGCACUCUGACACGCACGCAGCCCAGAGUGUAUGGAAAGCCAGUUAUCCCAGGCAGUGGGGGGCAGCAGUUGCUCCUUCAGGACUCCAUCUAUUCGGGGGCCGGCGAUUUCGAAGUGGACCAGGGGGGUCCCGGUCUAGCGCCUCUGGCCCCUGAGAGCCAGGGGGGCCAGGAGACAGAACGGGCCCCUCGUCCCCUCAGCCCCACCAAGCUCCUCCCCUUCAUCUCGCACCCCCACCGGCACCCUAGCGACGCCGACCUGGAGGCCCUGCGCCGCCGGCUGCACCAUGCCCCGCGGCCCCUCAAGAAGCGCAGCUCCAUUACAGAGCCUGAGGGCCCCGCGGGGCCCAACAUCCAGAAGCUGCUCUACCAGAAGACCACACUGGCAGCCAUGGAGACUGUUGUGGCGUCUCCCUACGAGGGUGAAGGUGGAGGAACAUGGAAGGAGGGCGCCAGUGCCGUUGGAUUCCGAGACCGCGCGGUUAUGUCCCAAGUUUUUGCCGCCGCAGCGUCCCUUGCCGAGACAGAGAAAGAUGCACAAGUGCCUCCACCUCAGCCGCCCCGCUCGCCCAUCCCAGAGCCCUCUUCCUCCUCCAGCCACACACUGCCCCAGUCACUGGAGGAGGAAGAGCCAGAGCCCUGCCCCCCGCCCCCCCAUCAGACAGAAGCCUACCUGGAGGAGUACCCACCCUACCCGCCCCCUCCAUACCCCAGCGCGGGGGAGCAGGACCUGGGGGAGGACACCCUCAGCAUGCAGGCUCCGGAGGUCACGGGACAAGUCACUCUGCCACCGGGCAAGAGGACCAACCUGCGGAAGGUCGACUCGGAGCGCAUCGACCACGGCAUGCGGGUGAAGUUCAACCCCCUGGCCCUGCUGCUGGACUCAUCACUGGAGGGCGAGUAUGAUCUGGUGCAGAGGGUCAUCUAUGACGUGGAUGACCCCAGCCUGCCCAAUGACGAGGGCAUCACAGCCCUGCACAACGCCGUCUGCGCCGGCCACACCGAGAUCGUCAAGUUCCUGGUGCAGUUUGGCGUGAACGCCAACGCCGCCGACAGCGAUGGCUGGACUCCGCUGCACUGUGCGGCCUCCUGUAACAACGUGCAGGUGUGUAAGUUCCUGGUGGAGUCCGGGGCUGCUGUGUUCGCCACCACCUACAGUGACAUGCAGACAGCGGCAGACAAGUGCGAGGAGAUGGAGGAGGGCUACGCACAGUGCUCCCAGUUCCUCUAUGGUGUACAGGAGAAGAUAGGCAUCAUGAACCGUGGGGUGGUGUACGCCCUGUGGGACUACGAGGCCGAGGACGACGACGAGCUGGCAUUCCAGGAAGGCGACUGCAUGACUGUGCUGCGGCGCGAGGACAAGGACGAGAUGGAGUGGUGGUGGGCCCGCUGCGGAGACCGAGAGGGCUACAUUCCAAGGAACCUGCUAGGGCUGUAUCUGAGGAUCAAGCCACGGCAGAGGAGCUUGGCUUAAAUUAUAUCGGCUCACGUUCCACCCUACUCGCUGACAACAACUCCGACUUGAAGAAGUUGAGGAACAAGAAGUUACUUUAGAAAGGCGAAUGAAGAACUUUAAUAGUCCAGCACUACAUUUCACGCUUCUGGUCAUUUGGAUGUCAAAGUCAAGCAUUACACUUCAAUCUUUUGGUCUUUUGGACCUGUCUGUGAAGGACCAUAUCAUGCUAAAUGGUUUUCAACCUAUGUAUGGAUAAUAUACACAUGGUCACGCUGUUUCCUUUUCACUGCAGGAAUGUAUACACCGUGCAACAUUCGUAAUGGACACUUCUGGACAGUGUUUUUUUUGUAGACGUGUGAUUUUCUGAGCAGAAUCUAUUUGUUAGGGUUUGUAACUGUGGCAGUUGGAAAUGUAAAGCUUUUUCUACGUCAUGGCAUUUUCCAUAAUCUUACUAUCAGGUUAUCACAAACAAUCUUGCUGUGGGUAUACAGUGCCUUCAGAAAGUAUUCAUACCCCUUGACUUAUUCCACAUUGUGUUACAGCCUGAAUUCAAAAUGGAUUACAUUUGUUUAUUUCUCACCCCAUCUACACACAAUACCCCAUAGUGAGGAAAAAAAUGUUUUGUAUUGAAAAUGAAAUACAGAAAUAUCAAAUUAACAUAAGUAUUCACACCACUGAGUCAAUACAUGCAAGAAUCACCUUUAGCAGCGAUUACAUCUGAGUUUUUCUGGGUAAGUCUCUCUCUAAGAGCUUUGCACACCUGGGUUGUACAAUAUUUGCACAUUUAUUUUUAAAAAAAUCUUCAAGCACUGUCACGUUGAUCAUUUGUAGAUCACCAUUAUCAAUUCUUGCCACAUAUUUUGAAUCCGAUUUAUGUCAAAACUGUAACUAGGCCACUCAGGAACAUUUGAUGUCUUCGUAACCAACUCCAGUGUAUAUUUGGUCUUGUAUUUUAGGUUUUUGUCAUGUUAAGUUGAAUUUGUCUCCCAACGUCUGUUGGAAAGCAGACUCAACCAGGGUUUCCUCUCGGAUUUUGUCUGUGCUUAGCUCUAUUCUGUUUAUUUUUAUCCCAAAAAAC